AAAACCCUUUACAUCACACCAGCUACAUAACAGACCACCGCUUUACACAGAUCAACGCCUGAAUUAAGAGAGUAGAAUUUCCUUUUUAAAGAGAAGGAAAACCUUUGACAAAGAACUUUACUUUUCAAAUUUCCAAUCAAGACAAGAGGACACAUCAUAAGGAUGGGAUCUGCUGGGGUACAGAUUGUAUGUGUGGCCCUUGGGAUCCUGGGCCUGAUCGGGGGCAUUGUGUGCUGUGCCAUCCCUAGGUGGAAAGUGUCAUCAUUUACAGGACAGAACAUCGUAACGGCACAGGAAACUGAAGAGGGCCUGUGGAUGACCUGUGUGGUGCAGAGUACUGGCCAGCAGCAGUGUAAGAGCUAUGAGUCCCUGCUGGUCCUGCCAUCUGACCUGCAGGCGGCCCGCGCCAUGACCAUCAUCAGCUGCAUGGUCACCUCCCUGGCCAUCCUCAUCUUGUUCGCCGGCGCCGACUUCACCACCUGCGUGGAGAAUGAGGACAUCAAGCCCAAGAUCAGCCUUGUGGCCGGGAUCGCUCUGUUGGUGUCUGGCCUCCUCCUCAUGAUCCCUGUCAGCUGGUCCGCCCACAACGUCAUCAGCAACUUCUACAACCCCCUUGUGGCCCAGAAGAUGGAGCUGGGAACCUGUAUCUUUAUUGGCUGGGCUGCUGGGGUGCUGCUGCUUCUGGCUGGAGGCCUGCUCAUGUGCUUCAGCAGAGCCAAAUCUGGCAGCUCAGGAGGAACCGCCAAGUACUACGGCAACAGCGCUUCAGCCCCCACCGCCAACAAGAACUACGUCUAGUGCAUAUAUUACACCUCUGUAUGUUUGUAUGUAUGUAGAGAGAUAGUUUGAUGUAUUACACCUCUGUAUGUUUGUAUGUAUGUAGAGAGAUAGUUUGAUGUAUUACACCUCUGUAUGUUUGUAUGUAUGUAGAGAGAUAGUUUGAUGUAUUACACCUCUGUAUGUUUGUAUGUAUGUAGAGAGAUAGUUUGAUGUAUUACAUCUCUGUAUGUUUGUAUGUAUGUAGAGAGAUAGUUUGAUGUAUUACACCUCUGUAUGUUUGUAUGUGUGUAGAGAGAUAGUUUGAUGUACUACACCUCUGUAUGUUUGUAUGUGUGUAGAGAGAUAGUUUGAUGGAAAGGAAAUGGGUCAGACAGAAUGAAGACAAGAAAGGGGAGGGGUUUAACCUUGAGGAUAAAGAAGGAACAUUAUUAGUGGAAAUAAUGGUUGUAAAUAUUGAAUAUUUCAAAAUAGUAAUACUGGUUUAGUUGUAGUUAAUCCAAGGGUCCAAUAUGGUGGUUCAAUUUAAAAUACACAUAUAUGUUUAUUUGUUUUGUGGGGGGGGACUAACUCAAUAUACUAUAAUAUACUACAAAUCGAAACUGUGUAGAGAUGAUGAUGUACCUACAUUCAUACAGUUUCUUAACUGUGUCCAACUCGCUAAGAAUCACCUACAUGAAGGUUAGACAGUCAAGGAGCACCGGAAAUUCCAAAAACGAUGGAUAGAGGAAAUUAUUUGACAAAUUGUGACGGCGAGGAAAUAUAACCAAUUUUCCGUGUGGACCUCGUUGAAGACCAAAUGCAGCCCCCGGGGCAGAAGGAGUUUGACACCCUUGUUGUAAUGUGUUAUCUCGUUUAGGUUUUUAAUAAUGGGUGACAUGCUCCUGUAAUGCCAUGAAUGAACAACAGAGAGCAAGGUGAGGGACUCAGUGGUCAUGCAUCUCCAAAUACAGGUAUAGUUAAAUGACUGUAUAUAUCAUUUACAUCCAUGAGAUAACAACUAUUUUUCUUAUGUAAAUCAGCUUGUCUUUUACCUUUGUGUAUCAAAUAAUAAAUACAUAUGUUUUUAUUUUA
Messenger RNA from Oncorhynchus nerka (sockeye salmon), 1851 nucleotides. Its product is annotated as claudin-4-like. Gene Ontology annotation, cellular component: plasma membrane; bicellular tight junction. The coding region runs from base 163 to 798 and encodes 211 amino acids. Gene Ontology annotation, biological process: bicellular tight junction assembly; cell adhesion. The record is from RefSeq and is a predicted model, not a curated record. Gene Ontology annotation, molecular function: structural molecule activity. The transcript has 3 exons. NCBI's taxonomy places the organism in Eukaryota, Metazoa, Chordata, Actinopteri, Salmoniformes, Salmonidae.